AUGGCGGUCGACACUGAAGCCAUUGGAAAGGUACACCGCGCCCUGUUCCCGGAGUACGGUCCGACACCGCUCGUCUCCCUUCCUGCGCUAGCCAAGGAGCUCGGUUGUAAGGAGGUCUACGUCAAGGACGAGAGUGAGCGGUACGGCCUUCCCGCAUUCAAGGUCCUCGGUGCGAGCUGGGGCCUGUGCCGCCUACUCGGGGAGCGCUACGGUGUGGAGCCCUGGGACAUCGCGGCCAUCAAGGGCCGAGUGAAAUCAGAGCCAAAGCUCGGCGUCUACACGGCCACAGAUGUCGCACGCACGGCCAAGCUCCUCGGCCUCCCGGCCUUCAUCUACGUUCCGAGCACGGUGGAGCAAUGGAGUAUCGACGCGAUCGCCUCCGAGGGCUGCGAAGUGAAGAAGGUGGAGCGGGACUAUGACGGCGCAAUCGCUGCGGCUCUGGAAGCGUGCAACGCCGCCGGCGGGUUGAUGGUUCAGGACAUGUCGUGGGAGGGGUACGAGGACGUCCCCGCUUGGAUCGUCGACGGGUACACUACGAUUUGCCGCGAAGCCGCUUCCGAAGUGAAAGCAACGGGCGUCGUCGUCCCCGUCGGCGUGGGUUCGCUGGCACAUGCAGUCGCCAAGUUCUAUGGUCCCGAGGGCCCCGACCACGCCCGCCUCGUCUCUGCUGAGCCUGAAGCGGCGCCGUGUCUUGCCGAGUCUCUGAAAGCUGGCAAGCCGGUCAGCAUCACCGAGAGCAGCUUCACUAUUAUGCCGGGACUGAACUGCGGUACGGUCAAUCCGCAGGCGUGGCCUGAUCUGCAGCGAUACAUCCGUCCCCAGGACGCCGUGGUUGUCAACGAUAAUGAGGCGCUGACAGCGGCGAGCGACCUGCAGGCGCUUGGUGUGAACGCAGGGCCAUGUGGCGCAGCGACGUUGGCGGCGGCGAGGAAGGCGGAGUGGAAAGCGAAUGAUGUUGUGGUGCUCAUCUGCACGGAGGGGAAGCAGUGA
Molecule: messenger RNA, 990 nt
Organism: Trichosporon asahii var. asahii CBS 2479
Lineage: Eukaryota; Fungi; Basidiomycota; Tremellomycetes; Trichosporonales; Trichosporonaceae
Product: diaminopropionate ammonia-lyase
Exons: 2
Coding region: 1-990 (329 amino acids)
Source: RefSeq, a predicted model, not a curated record